AUGCAUGCUUCACGACGCUUGCAACCCACCGAUACCGUGUACGCGUAUUCGCGAUAUCCGUUUGUAUCGCGAAAUCGGUGCAUCGACCUGAAUCCCAUCGAAAUGACGGAAAAUCUUUUCUUCGCUAUUUUCGGCCAAAAGGACACGGACGACUUCACGGUAUCGUUAAAACGAAAACUGCAACCGAGCUGGACAAUAUAUUUGUUUAAGGUAUCUUUUUCUCUCUACAUGUUGGUUAGCGUUAUAGUGCUGAUCAAUCUGUUGAUCGCGAUGAUGUCCGACACUUACCAAAAUAUCCAGUCCCAGAGCGAUAUCGAGUGGAAGUACGGGCUGAGUAAGCUCAUUCGCAAAAUGCAAAAAACAAAAACAGCGCCAUCGCCAUUGAACCUCUUCUCCUCCUGGAUCGCGUACGCUGUAAAACCCUGCAAAGCGCGGCAGGGCCACGAGCGCAAAACGGGUGUGAUGCGUCUAUUCGCGAGCCGCCCAUACCUUCAGGACAACGGAAUAUCGCAUCAGCAACGAGACGCCAUUAAUUUUCCAUUACUUCGACCAAGCCCGUUGGAAAGUCAAUUAUCUUUCAAAGACUCGUCGAAAAUAGAAAACGUCGUCGAAUGGGAUCUCGUGAGGCAAAAGUACAGAGUACAGUUCGGAGAUGAAACUGAAAAGCCUCCUUCAGAUGAUUCCUCUACAAUUAAUACAAACUUUUAA
This is a messenger RNA of Dufourea novaeangliae, 708 nucleotides long. RefSeq names its product short transient receptor potential channel 5-like. Gene Ontology annotation, cellular component: glycosylphosphatidylinositol-N-acetylglucosaminyltransferase (GPI-GnT) complex; membrane. The coding region runs from base 1 to 708 and encodes 235 amino acids. The transcript has 5 exons. Lineage: Eukaryota; Metazoa; Arthropoda; Insecta; Hymenoptera; Halictidae. Gene Ontology annotation, biological process: GPI anchor biosynthetic process; calcium ion transmembrane transport. Gene Ontology annotation, molecular function: calcium channel activity. The record is from RefSeq and is a predicted model, not a curated record.